CAUCCCUCGAGAAGCUCUCUCGGGUUACUCUGUGUCCGAAGGUCUUGACUGUGGCCUCGAAGACUGGGCCCACCCUUCAGCGUCUAGAACAGCCAGCUCUUCAGAGGGCUGGACUGCAAGUCGACCGAGUACAGCUCGGGCCGGGUGGAUAUCAAGGUGGGAAUCGAGGUAGGUGCACCAUCUGUCCUCUGUAUUCAGGAGCGCUCUGCUAAUUGUAUGCAGAUCAACCAGUAAUUCUCGAUAACGACAACAACCUAGAUGAAGCAGAUGCUGAGGAUGAGGCCGAAGGCGAUGUUGAUACUAGGCGUAUUGAACGGAACGCGAGUUUGCAUAACAUUUUCGCAAUCUCAGAACUCGCCUCAGCACCGACAGAGUCUAUCGAUGUAUCCGGUCCAUGGUAUGACGUCGAGGAGGGGCACUAUAUCGACGAGCCAGCUCCGGAACUUGGGCCUCGCAAGCAGCGCAGUAUACCUUCUGCUCCCGCACAAGCCCAACCCCAGACUCUCCUCCAAUCCUCCAAGCCACUACAAGAUCAGACCAGCCGGCAGAGUGUCGGCAGUAUCGCUCAGAGCGCGUCAGUGGAAUCUACGCUUCACUCCCUCCCCAAGCCUUUCGAUAGCGGCGAUGACGGAUGGACUGAUAAGGAGACGGCUGAACUGGAGAAAGAACUAGGGUUGGCUUGGGAAAAGCAACAAGUGGAGCCAUUAUCGGCCUGCACACCUCCAUCCCCAAGUCCUCGCUCGGUCGAGGAACCACAGAACGAGAUCCAGAGUCGAGAACGCAGCGGAACCACCGGUGGCAUACUAGAAGAGCUACAAGGUG
This is a messenger RNA of Hyaloscypha bicolor E, 822 nucleotides long. RefSeq lists its product as uncharacterized. Lineage: Eukaryota; Fungi; Ascomycota; Leotiomycetes; Helotiales; Hyaloscyphaceae. The transcript has a single exon. The record is from RefSeq and is a predicted model, not a curated record. The coding region runs from base 259 to 672 and encodes 137 amino acids.